GUUUGAUGAUUUAUUCUGACUGGGAAUGCUGUGCACCACGGUCGCAGCAGCAGCCCGGUCCAUCGCGUGCAGACAAGAAACCACGAUGAGGCUUCGACUGCUCGCCCUCCUCUGCCUUGCGGUUUGCGCCGCACAGGCUUCUGACAAUGAGAGAGACGACUACUUUCCAGCUCCGUAUUUUGACAAAGAAGAAAACUUGAGUAGCGAGAACUGUGGAAACCAAACUACUCGGAAUCAUUGGGACGUUUUUGUUAGAAACAUGAUUACUGAACAAGAUUGCGUUUCAUUUAUAGCUUUUUCUAAAAGGACCAUUCUUGGAGAAGGAAGGACAUGCGAAUUCGGUCUGAGAACUACAACUGAUCUACGAGUCUUUCCCAAAAUUUGUGAAGGGCGCACGACAGAAGAGGAAUGCAUCAGAGUUUCCGUCAAAGUAGUGAAUGUAAUUGACCUAACUGCGACCCCAUUACCAUUCACGGUUAUAAUAACUGAGGACAUGCCGAGUGAGGUCAUAACUCCGCUUUGUUUGUUCAACCGUGACAACCUAAUGGACUUUCAACUUCAAAGAGAAUCGCCCUACUUUGUAUGGACAUCGUGGACCGAUUUUCCAACUGACCCAACAAAUGUGACGAGCCAAAGUAAUUGCAAAAGGGUUCUAAGCAGAUAUGAAUUGGAAGCACUGGAAACUUCUAAAAUUCCCAUCAAGAAUAUCUUGUGUGUCGAGCAAUCCGAACCUGGCCGUCUUCUGAUCAAUUACCACAAUGGCCGGUAUUUCUUGAGAGGUGUAGAUUUAUUUUGGAGGCAACGUUCUUUCAUUGAUGUAUUGCCGUAUAUUGACGUGAUCGCGAGGUUCUCAAAAGAAAUUUAUGUAUUACGCCCGAUCCCGCAGACAAAAGAGCCCAGCGAAUUCAUUGCGCAAGAAGGCAACCUCAGUUUCCCAGACUGUGGAAGGAAACGAGAAAUACAACCGAGUACACAAAAUUCAAACGGAGUUACAGCUCAUACAGGCGACCAUCCUUGGAAUGUUUACAUUGAGAAUGUUAAAACUGGACAAACCUGUGGCGGAACACUAAUAUCGCCGACAGUAGUUUUGACUGCUGCACAUUGUCUUUAUGAAUCGAAAGCAGCAGACUUCAAAGUUACAUUUGGGAUGUAUGAUAAAAGACAAAGAAGAGCUCCUGGUGUUCAGAGAAGAGAGAUAAACAGUCUGAUCGUGCACCCGAAAUAUGACUCUGAGGAAGUUCACAGUGACGUCGGACUUAUCAUUUUGAGGGAUAAUAUACAAAUAAACGACCACGUUCGACCAAUUUGCCUGUGGAACGACGACUCUAGUUUGGUUCGCGUGGCUGGAACUGAAGCUAUGGCGGUUGGAUUUGGACUUGCUGACAACCACGCGCGCACAGAUGAACUUCAAGAGGCUCGACUUCCGAUUAUAGCUCACAAAGAGUGCUACUUGUCAGAAAGGAGAUUUUUUGGGAAAUUUUUGCAGCCAGGGGAUAAUUUUUGCGCCGGCUAUAAGAACGGAACAAUCAACUGCAACGGGGACAGCGGAGGCAGCCUUUCCGUGGAAAAAGACGGUCGGUGGUAUAUCAGGGGCAUUGUCAGCUUUGGAAAAUCGGAAAAAGUGAAGUUUGAGGGCAAUGAAACACCGUUGUGUCCCCCAAAUCAAUAUUCUUUGUUUGCUGACGUUGCAAGUUACAUGGACUGGAUCGUGGAAAAUACGCCGGAAAUUUCAUUCCGAAACAGUUUCCUUCCAAGUGUAAGGCUUCUUUGAGUGCGUGUUUCUAGUGCAGCUUAAUUCCCCUCCUGACCAGGCCCAUUCCGGCUCUGCCCUCCCGGGUAGAGUUUUAGAGAGAUGUUUGCCAGGAAUGGUGCCUUUUACCACUAUUAAUAGAUAUAUUAAUUAGAAAAAUGUAGCUAGACAGCAUGACCUCUUAUCAAAAUAUAUUUUUCCUAUGGCUUUAUUAACUAAA
Molecule: messenger RNA, 1970 nt
Organism: Cloeon dipterum
Lineage: Eukaryota; Metazoa; Arthropoda; Insecta; Ephemeroptera; Baetidae
Exons: 12
Coding region: 26-1771 (581 amino acids)
Biological process (GO): proteolysis
Molecular function (GO): serine-type endopeptidase activity
Source: RefSeq, a predicted model, not a curated record